AUGUCUGACACUGAGUCCUUUAUACAGGGCGACAUUUUUGCGGAGCCUGAGGGCUACUUUCAGGCAGAGCCUGAGGCGCAUUUUGCAGAGUACGUGCGGGAGCAGGUUCCCUCAGCGUCAAAGUCGCAGAAAAAAGAGGUAAGAUUGAGGCUGGUGGGGUCCUCCCCUCUUUGGGGCCACUUGCUGUGGAACGCAGGCAUUUAUACUGCCAACCAUUUGGACAAGUUCCCAGACCUCGUUAAGGACCGCUGCGUACUAGAACUGGGUGCGGCAGGCGCUCUGCCGUCCGUGGUGGCUGGGAUGAUCGGCGCCAAGAAGUGCGUUGUCACAGACUACCCCGAUGCAGAUCUUUUACAAAAUAUACAGUACAACGUGGACCACGAAGUUUUUGAUGGUGAGGCUCUGCCUUCCGACGGAGCCGGCGCCUCGGAAAGAAACGUAGUGGUUGAAGGGUACAUUUGGGGCAACGACUAUGCGCCACUUGUGUCGCAUUUACCUUGUGGUACAACCAAAUUUGAUCUAGUUAUUCUAAGUGACCUGGUGUUCAAUCACACCGAGCACCUCAAACUUCUACAAACAACCAAAGACCUGCUUGCGCAGGAUGGGAAAGCUCUCGUGGUAUUCUCUCCUCAUAGACCUUGGCUUUUGAAUGAUGACUUGCAGUUUUUUGAGACUGCAAAGGACUUUGCGCUGGUCCCUGAAAAGAUCGAAAUGGUAAAUUGGAAGCCUAUGUUCGAAGAAGAUGAAGAGACUAGCGAAAUAAGAUCUCGCGUGUAUGCCUACUACUUGACACAUGCCUGA
Molecule: messenger RNA, 801 nt
Organism: Lachancea thermotolerans CBS 6340
Lineage: Eukaryota; Fungi; Ascomycota; Saccharomycetes; Saccharomycetales; Saccharomycetaceae
Gene: NNT1
Product: S-adenosylmethionine-dependent methyltransferase
Exons: 1
Coding region: 1-801 (266 amino acids)
Biological process (GO): peptidyl-lysine dimethylation
Molecular function (GO): protein-lysine N-methyltransferase activity
Source: RefSeq, a predicted model, not a curated record